GGCUCUAUGCGGCCUUCGGGGCGGAUCGAGGGGUGGAGCCGCUCCCGGUAUAGAGAGCAAUUCCGUGUUAGACUAAAAGAGAGAAUGAGAGAGUCCCAUGUCUGAGAGGCAAUCUUCACUUAAAACAACUUUAAUCCGAGCGUGAGAACGUGCUGGAGUUCAUUCACUGUUGUGGUGCAUGCAUUGGAAUUAUUUUAUUCACUCACUCACUCCAGGAAAAGCCCAUUAGUCUGCAACUUGAUGAUCUCACUCGGGAUUCCUUAAAACCUCACUGUAUUCCUACCUGCUUUUUCCCCAGAAAUGUUUUAAGUUAUUUUAGGGCUUUAAAUCCGACCGAGGAAUCUCAGUGCGAUUGAAGGAGGAGGUUGAUGUCUCACGUGCACGGACCCGGUAUCCGUGUUCGUCUUCUUUUGGACCGCGGAGAAAGUGUGUGUGAGUCACUUACUGAAUAUUAUCAGUGUGCGGGCUUUAUUUCCACACUAGAGGCGCCGCCUUUGCUCUGAGCACACACACGCCAUCAGGUGCCAGAGACACACACACAUACACACACUUCCGAUUGAGUAUUCGAGUAAAGGCAGAUCUUUCCUUGACUGCGAGCAGCCAGGAUCACACAGGACUUUACCCUGCACCGAGUUGGGAUUAUAAAGAAGAUUUGUCCCCGUGUGACAGGAUGAUUGAUGCGUGAGGGCGCGAGAGAUCAAUACACCUAAUUAAUCAAUACCCUGUAAACGCACGUGAAGAUCGACUCCGCUGGAUGUGUAUAUAACCGCAUCUCCAUCACCAGGUGGCUUUUCAAGCGUGCGUCUCCAGUUUGCGUUUGUGCGCGUAUAUGUGCGCAUAAGGUGUUUUUGGGUCGACAAAACCAAAAGCGCAGAACGGUCAAAGCGACAGUUCGCGCGCAGGAUAUUUUAGCGCAGCAUCAGUUAAAACUUUGAUUGCGGCGACAUUGUCGGGACUCCAAACUUACGUGCAUCAACAGAAGAGAUUACAUUGACCGAAAUGGGAACGGAUCCUGAAUUGUGAUUUGUCUCUCUCUGCAAAGAAGAGGGAAAAGCGUUCCAGUCGGAGGAGAUUACAAGUGUUUUCGUCUCAUAGAUUGCUGUUCUUCAAAGAUAAUUUGUUGUGACGAGAUCGUGUGGCUCCCUCUCUUUUCUUCUGGAAUUAAAACUCCUGCUUUGGUGCGACUGUCUUCCGCCAGGUAUUUGUGUGCUUAACCAGAACUUGAGGAAACAGGAGUGAUGUUUGUGUUGAAAGCGGUGAUGUGUUUGGGAGCGCUGCUCUGUGCAGUUAUCGACGGUGCUGGGGCUCAGUCGUGCCCGUCACUAUGCUCCUGCAGCGGGACAGCGGUGGACUGCCACGGGCAGAGUCUGCGGAGCGUGCCGCGGAACAUUCCCCGCAACACUGAGCGACUUGACCUGAAUGCAAAUAAUCUGACUAAAAUUACGAAAGCAGAUUUUGCGGGACUGCGGCACCUCAGAGUUCUGUAACUGAUGGAAAACAAGAUCAGUUCUAUUGAAAGAGGGGCAUUUCAGGACCAGGAACUGGAAAGACUGCGUCUCAACAGGAAUAAUCUUCAAGUUCUUCCAGAGUUGCUGUUCCUGGGCACGACCAAACUCUUCAGGCUCGAUCUGAGUGAAAAUCAAAUACAGGGGAUUCCCAGAAAAGCCUUCAGAGGAGCUACUGAGAUCAAAAACCUGCAGCUGGACUAUAAUCAGAUUUCCUGCAUUGAAGACGGAGCGUUCCGAGCUCUGCGGGACUUAGAAGUACUCACGCUAAACAACAACAAUAUCUCACGUCUAUCAGUGGCCAGUUUUAACCACAUGCCCAAGCUCAGAACAUUUCGCCUGCACUCGAAUAAUCUGCUGUGCGAUUGCCAUGUGGCUUGGCUCUCUGAUUGGCUGAGACAGAGGCCCCGCCUUGGCCUCUACACACAGUGUAUGGCCCCACUUUCCUUGAGGGGCCACAAUAUUGCAGAGGUUCAGAAGAAAGAGUUUAUCUGUACAGGGCCCCAGUCUCACUCGUCCUGUAGUGUACUGCAGUGUCCUGAGCUGUGCACCUGCAGUAAUAACAUAGUGGACUGCCGGGGGAAAGGGCUGACUGAGAUACCCACCAGUCUGCCAGACUCCAUCACUGAGAUUCGACUGGAGCAGAAUUCCAUCAAGAUAAUCCCACCCGGCGCGUUCUCACCUUACAAACGACUGCGGAGAAUAGAUUUGAGUAAUAACCAAAUAACUGAACUGGCGUCAGAUUCCUUUCAAGGUCUCCGAUCUCUGAAUUCUCUGGUUUUAUAUGGGAAUAAAAUCACUGAGCUUCCCAAAGGCCUUUUUGAUGGACUCAUCUCAUUGCAGCUACUGUUGCUCAACGCAAACAAGAUUAACUGUUUUCGUGUAGAUUCUUUUCAAGACCUGCAGAAUCUGAAUCUUCUGUCGCUUUAUGACAACAAACUCCAGACCAUCGCAAAGGGAACUUUUGCGUCUCUUCGAGCCAUCCAGACACUUCAUCUGGCCCAGAACCCCUUCAUGUGUGAUUGCCAUUUGAAGUGGCUUGCUGACUAUCUUCAAGACAACCCGAUUGAGACCAGUGGCGCUCGAUGCACCAGUCCUCGUCGCCUUGCCAACAAACGAAUCGGCCAGAUCAAAAGCAAAAAGUUCCGCUGUUCAGGUGUGGAGGACUACCGGUCUAAACUAGGUGGGGACUGCUUCGCUGACCUGGCCUGCCCAGAGAAAUGCCGCUGUGAAGGAACCACGGUGGACUGCUCUGGACAAAAACUCUCCAAGAUUCCAGAUCACAUACCUCAGUAUACAGCAGAACUUCGCUUGAACAAUAAUGAAUUUACAGUGCUGGAAGCUACAGGAAUCUUUAAAAAGCUUCCACAGCUACGCAAGAUCAACCUGAGCAACAACAAGAUCACUGAUAUUGAGGAGGGCACGUUUGAGGGAGCAAGUGGUGUGAAUGAACUCAUUCUGACAAGCAACCGAUUGGAGAUUGUUCACUAUACCAUGCUGAAAGGCCUCAGUGGUCUGCGCACGCUGAUGUUGAGGAGUAACAAGAUAAGCUGUGUCAAUAACAGCAGUUUUACUGGGUUGAGUUCUGUGAGGCUGCUCUCGCUCUAUGAUAACCUGAUCACCUCCAUGUCCCUGGGAGCCUUUGACACGCUACACUCCCUCUCCACACUGAACUUACUGUCCAAUCCGUUUAACUGUAAUUGUCAUCUGGCCUGGCUGGGCGAAUGGCUCCGUAAGAAACGUAUCGUCACAGGCAACCCACGCUGUCAGAACCCAUACUUUCUUAAGGAGAUCCCCAUUCAAGAUGUGGCCGCACAAGACUUUGCCUGCGAGGAUGGUAAUGAUGAGAAUAGCUGUUCACCGCAGGCUCGCUGCCCUGCCGACUGUUCAUGUUUGGAUACGGUGGUUCGCUGCAGUAAUAAAGGUCUCAAGGUUUUACCCAAGGGCAUUCCUAAAGACGUAACAGAACUCUAUCUCGAUGGCAACCAGUUCACGCAAGUCCCUCUGGAACUAUCCAAUUAUAAACACCUCUCUCUCAUUGAUUUGAGUAAUAACCAGAUCAGCACAUUGUCCAACCACAGCUUCAGUAACAUGUCCGAGCUGCUCACCCUAAUUUUAAGCUACAAUCGACUGAGGUGUAUUCCUGUAAAGGCUUUCGACGGUCUGAAAUCUCUGCGCCUGUUGUCUCUCCAUGGUAAUGAUAUAGCUGUGAUCCCAGAUGGAGCUUUCAAAGAUCUGUCCUCUCUCUCCCACCUGGCUCUGGGAGCGAAUCCACUGUACUGCGACUGUCACAUGCAGUGGCUCUCUGACUGGGUGAAGAGCGGAUACAAGGAGCCUGGAAUCGCACGCUGCACUGGUCCUGGAGAGAUGACUGACAAACUACUGCUGACCACACCCUCCAAAAAAUUCACCUGCACAGGUCCAGUGGAUGUGAACAUUUUGGCCAAAUGUAAUCCUUGUUUAUCCAACCCCUGCAAGAACGACGGAACUUGCAGUAACCAUCCUGUGGAUUUUUACAGAUGUACAUGCCCAUACGGUUUUAAGGGUCAGGACUGCGAGGAGCCGAUUCACGCGUGCAUCAGUAACCCCUGUCAGAACGGAGGCACCUGCCACCUUAAGGAUGGAGAUGAGAACACUCACUGGUGUGUGUGUCCAGAUGGAUUUGAGGGUGAUGAAUGUGAGAUAAAUAUCGAUGACUGUGAAGAUAAUGACUGUGAGAAUAACUCCACCUGUGUGGACGGCAUCAACAACUACACUUGUCUCUGCUCACCUGAAUACACAGGGGAGCUGUGUGAAGAUAAGCAGGAUUUCUGCGCUCCAGAGCUGAACAUGUGUCAGCAUGACUCCAAAUGUAUUCUGACUGCUAAGGGCUUCAUGUGUGAGUGUACUCCAGGUUACACCGGAGAACACUGCGAGGCGGAUUUUGAUGAUUGUGAAGAUAACAAGUGUAAAAAUGGAGCCCAGUGUAUUGACGCAGUCAACGGCUACACGUGUGUGUGUCCAGAAGGGUACAGUGGGUUGUUCUGCGACUUCUCUCCCCCGAUGGUGCUGCCCAGAACAAGUCCGUGUGACCACUACGACUGUGCCAACGGCGCGCAGUGUGUUGUCAAGGACACGGAUCCGGUGUGUCAGUGUCUCCAUGGUUACGAAGGCGUGCACUGCGAGAGGCUGGUCAGCGUCAACUUCAUCAAUAGGGAAUCGUUCCUGCAGAUCCCCUCCAACCUCAUUACAGAACAGGCCAAUAUAUCAUUACAGAUCGCCACAGAUGAGGACAAUGGAGUUUUGCUGUAUAAAGGAGAUAAUGAACACAUUGCUGUCGAGCUCUACAGAGGCCGACUCAGAGUCAGUUAUGACUCCGGAUCAUAUCCACCAUCUGCCAUCUAUAGUGUGGAGACGAUAAAUGAUGGCAGUUUUCAUGUAGUGGAGCUGGUAGCGAAGGAUCAGUCUCUGUCUCUGUCUAUUGAUGGAGGCAGCCCCAAAUCCAUCACUACUGCUAACAAUCCCAGUGCUGCUCCCAGCCCGGCACCGCUUUAUCUCGGUGGAAUUCCACAGCAGUCUGGAUUGGCCUCCUUACGUCAGGGUCCCGGGAGGAACGGCUCCAGUUUCCACGGCUGUAUCCGAAACCUCUACAUUAAUGACCAGCUGCAGGACCUCACCCAGUUCUUGCUGCAGGAGGGGGUGGUGCCAGGCUGCCAGCCGUGCCAGCGGAGUGUGUGCGCCCAUGGACAGUGUCAUACCACCGGACACUCGUCCUUCAGCUGUGAAUGUGAGGCGGGGUGGACCGGUCAACUGUGCGACCAGCAGAUCAACAACCCGUGUGAUGGGAACAAAUGUAUCCACGGCUCUUGUGUGCCCAUAAACUCAUACUCGUACAGCUGCCGCUGUCUCCCGGGCUUUACGGGAGUGUUGUGUGAUGAAGAGGAGCAGAUGAGUCCCUGUCAGUACAUUGCAUGUAAACACGGCCGUUGUCGCGUGUCAGGGCUGGGCAAGGCCUACUGCGAGUGCAACAGUGGUUACACAGGGCAAAGCUGCGAUAAAGAGAUGGCAUGUCGGGGGGAACGGGUCCGAGAUCACUAUCAGACGCAGCAGGGAUACGCAGCGUGCCAAAGCACAGAGAAGGUCUCCCGCUUAGAGUGCCGGGGCAGCUGCGGAGACGGGACAUCCUGCUGCGCUCCCCUCCGCAGCAAGCGCAGGAAAUACACCUUCCAAUGCACAGACGGCUCCUCCUUUGUACAGGAGGUGGAAAAGGUUGUCAAGUGUGGCUGCACAAAAUGUCCAUCCUAAAUAUGACACAGAAGAAAUAUUUCCUCACAACCCACCCUCCCAACUCCUCAUCCUUCUCGUUUGAAGUCCCCUGUUUUGUUUUACCUUUUUGUCAGUGUUGGACUAAUGUAUUUUCCUUCAAAGGAGAUAAUGGAUUACUGUAAGAUAAAGAACAAACCUAUUUUUUAUUAUGAAGCGGAGAAAAAAGACAAAAAAUAGAUCUUAGAGGUUUUUGUAUUUGCCAUCACUUUAGGAACUGUGACAUUUUUGCAUUUUUUCCAAACCACCUCACACGAGAAUGGAAACGCACCCGUGUUGACACCUGUCGUGCGUGUCGUCCUUUUACGUGGUUUUCUGGACUGUCGAGAAGUCAUUUCACUUGGACUUCAUUAUGGUGAGAUAAAGAAUCACCACGGAGACUGCAAGGGGAUUGGCUGAGCGCACGGGUAUCCCCUCCUACUUUCUUACAGAGUACACGCUAUCAUAGCUGCUCCUGUUCAUUCACUGACACGGUUACACCCCCUGCACACCUUAAACACUCGGUGUACACGAAUGAUGCUAUUCAAGCAUGUGCACAUAAACACUCUUCGGACUCACUUUAUAAACCAUGUGUAUUUAUUGUAUCAAAAAUACUGUCACAUUACUUAUACUCGCUAUAGCCCUUCUUUUACCUGGAGUUACAGUUGGAAUUUCUUAAUAUAUAUUAAUUUAUAUUCGUCCUCUUACCGAUUUAAAUCACUCAUAGUUUACUGAGUAGGAUAACUAACGUUGUGUCUCCUUCAUUUGGUUGGUUUGACCAAUGGGACUGUCGUAUUUACAUAUAAAAAGAAAUGAAAAAAAAACUUAGUGGUGUUAUGAAUCUUCAAAUGUGAAGUGAAAACAUUGUAUAUUUUUGUCCAAUCUCCUAAGAAUUUGUAUGGUGACGCAGAUGUGCUUUAUAUUAGAGUUUAAAUGUAUAGUUCAAAUUUCCCCAUGUAUUAUGUAUAGAGCACACGCCCUAGGUCAGUAGCGUCCAUAGCUGUCAAGAAACCUCUUUUUAAAAUGUUCUCCUUCCAAAUCCUUUUUAAUGAUACGACUAGAAAGAAAAACUGUGACUUUUUUCUAAAUGAUACUACUUUGUUACCACUCUGUUUCCCCAAUGUUAACAUGUUGCUGCUAAAUUGGUAUUGUAGACUUUGGAUGACGAUGCUUAUGUUUAUUGUAGAGGACGUUGCUCAUUCAUUGAGCAAAUUGUUUUACUGAUCAAUGAAUAAAGAUGUCCCCUCCCUCUA
Messenger RNA from Triplophysa rosa, 7039 nucleotides. RefSeq names its product slit homolog 2 (Drosophila) (gene slit2). Gene Ontology annotation, molecular function: calcium ion binding; heparin binding; Roundabout binding. Gene Ontology annotation, biological process: negative chemotaxis; negative regulation of cell growth; retinal ganglion cell axon guidance. Lineage: Eukaryota; Metazoa; Chordata; Actinopteri; Cypriniformes; Nemacheilidae. The record is from RefSeq and is a predicted model, not a curated record.